Molecule: messenger RNA, 1983 nt
Organism: Klebsormidium nitens
Lineage: Eukaryota; Viridiplantae; Streptophyta; Klebsormidiophyceae; Klebsormidiales; Klebsormidiaceae
Source: the annotation of a GenBank genome assembly
AUGAAGGGCUACUUGGUCAGCUGCGGCGUGCCCAAGAACAAGCAGAGGAGGCAGAUCCUUUGCCUAGGAUGCGUGGGCAAGCUGAUGGGGGAAUUGAAGGUCAGCGCCGAUGCUCAGAGCGUGAGCCUGCGCGAGCAAGAUGCGCUGUUGUUCGAGCGCCAGGCCUCGGGGAGCUGGAAGCAAACGCUGGAGCUGACGAACGAGCUGCUGGAGGGGGUUGUGAUCUCAAACGAGAGCACCGUGAGCAGGAAGAAGCCGAAAAAGGCGGCAGCUGAGAGCGCAUUGAACAGGGGCAUGCAAGCCGGCAGCCGCGCGCGCGAGAUGCUGCCUGAGGAGCGCCUCGGCAUCCCGGCCCAAGCUGGCCUCUUCCUGAGCGGCGUCCUGGAGGGCACGUGCCGCAUAGUUGUUCCUGCUGGAGUGGACGAGUGUGAGGCCAGCCCCCUGCGGCUCUACAUGACGCAUUGGGAUCACAAUCGAGCGAGGCCGAAAGCUCUCGGCAAGCCCACCAAGGAGAAGGCGUUGCUGGAGGAGUGCUGGUGGGAUAGCCAGGGAUCCUCGAACUGCUCGUGCAAUCGCAGCAGGCUAGCCAAGGACGCUGCUUGCGUUCACAAGCUGGUGCUCGCGACCCUCGGCGCUCCGGGGUUGCAGCAAGGGGGCCUCCCCACUGCCAGACAGUUGGGACGGGGAGCGGGGCUGGUCGAGCAGGUGGGUACGGACUCUACGGGGCGCUUCUUUGCCGUGAGGAGCAGCCCUAAGGGGGUCAGCCCGGCUCACAAGAUGCUGCAUCGGAGCGUCGAGGGCGCCUGGUACUGCCAGGGGAAGAGGGACGGCUGUCCGUCGCAGCACGACUGCAGCCACGUCAUCGCUGCGAACCUGGCCGUCCGAGCGGGGCAGGUCCAUUUUGCACAGGGGUUGCUUCUUAGGCAGGAUGCCCUAAGUACAGCGAGGCAGUGGUUGGAGCAAUGGGACGGAGCGCUGCCAUUGAUCGGCAGGAGGGCGGGGGGGAGCGAGUCGCGUGUGGACUCCGAAGGGGCCGGCGAGGCGGAGGCGCACCUGAUGGGCCUCAUAUCAGGACAGCGCCACGAGCCGGCCGGAUGCGCUGGUGCGGACUGCUUCUGUCAAGAGCACCAGCAAUUGUUUGGAGUAGCUGAGCCGUCCGCAUCAUCACAAACCCAGGGGCCGGGCGUGAGCGAGCCAUGGAGGGGGGCGCGCAGGAGCAAGCAGUGGUAUAGGAGUCAUGCGGGCGGGGCUCCCCGGGCGAUGGCACCCAAGAGUGUUCAGGAGCCGCCCGCGGAGGCGCUAGGCAAGGAAGCAAUCCGAUGCUGGGUCUCCUCCUGUGGCAGCUGCACGCUGGAGGGUGCCCAACGGGGAUGCCAGCAUGGGGGCAAGGGGAGGGCCCCGGUUAUGCUUCAGGAGACGCAGGCCGUCCAGGUGACGCAGCCGAAGCUGAGCCAGCUGAGCGACGCCCCGGACUUUCACGAUCCGUGGGUGACUCGGCUCAGAUGCGGACCGAUCCGAGUGAGCAAGCUGGUAGGAAGGGACUUUCAGGAGCUGGGAGAGCUCGGGAUGCUGAGCGCGCCGUGUCCUCUCGAACCGCCUCCGUGCGGUGGGAAGUGGAUGGAGCUCUGGCAGGACGCGGUGGUGCAUGCCUCGACCUGGAGCCAAGCAGUGCGCACCAGGAUCUACUCCUGCAAAUGCGCGAGGAAGCACACCAUCCACUUCGACGGGGAGCACUUGGGGCUGUACGCUUGGAGCCGUCAGACGAUUGUUGUACAGGAGAGCCUCCAGCUGCUGCUCAAGCAGAUGCAGCGGGGCCAGUCGGGGUUCGGGGCCCUGCUGGAGGGACAGCAGGAGGCCUUUCGGAGGGCACCAGAGUGCGCCGUCCUCUCAGAGGAGACGUGGCGGAAGGCCAGCCUCGAUUUCUUCCGGCUGGUGGGGCGGCAGAUCCUGGAGUGCUGCAGCAUAUGCGGCCCCCACCCGGAG